CGGAGGGCACGUCCUGGUAUAACUUUCCGUCCCCGAAGCUGAAGCUAAUAAUAGUACCUACCUCCUACUUGUGAAGACUAAAGGAGAUCGCGCUGGGAACGGAUUUGGCAAAAGUAACAGGGUAUCUAGAAAAGAUUAAAGAAGGCACCGUGGACGCCCAAGACUGGAAUACUACAUUUCCCAGAAAUCUGUAGGAGCCUACAACUCCCAAGCACCCCUUGCCUGCUGUCGUCUCCCGGAAAAGUGCACGUGCCGGCAGUCAGCAUACGUCAUGGCGGCCAGACGCCUCAUUGGGGCUACGUGGACCUGGACCUGCUGGCGCACCCUGGAGCUCCCGGUGCCUGCCGAGCCUGGAAGACUCCUCAUACGGGGCUAUGCCAAGAGACCGGUCAUGAAGGGGGGCAAAGGCGGCAAAGGCGGUGUGGCCAGUGAGGCCCUGAAGGACCCAGACGUGUGCACAGACCCUGUCCGACUCACCACCCAUGCCAUGGGUGUCAACAUCUACAAAGAGGGCCAGGACGUGGUCCUGAAGCCAGACUCAGAGUACCCUGAGUGGCUGUUCCAGAUGAACGUGGGCCCCCCCAAGAAGCUGGAGGAGCUGGACCCCGAGACCCGGGAGUACUGGCGGCUGCUGCGGAAACACAACAUCUGGCGUCACAACCGCCUGAGCAAGAACCGGAAGUUCUAGUGGGCCAGCGGCCGGCCGGCCGGAGUGCUGGGACCUCGCCAGGCCCCGGAGGAGGACCCUGCGGCACGCCUUGGCUUCUCCACCUGGCCUCCACGGGAGACUUUAUCUUCCUGGAGAAAACGGGGUUUUCUGAGGACAGAGGAGCCCCCUGAGCUGGUGCCUAUUUGGUCCCCACAGCAAGGCUGGAUCAGGGCGCUGUCUAGGGCGGGUGGGCAGGGUGGCAGGCCCGGGGACCGGGGGAUGAGGUGGUGCCUCAGGCCUGUGGCUCCAGGGGGGAGGCUUUUCUAGACACGCCUCUCAGUUGUAGGGGAUUCAACGCUGUUCCCAACUCUGCGACUGUGGGAGAGGGACUGACGCAUCUGGGGCGGGCUCUCCCGGUGUGCUGGGCUCGGGGGCUCCGGUAUCCCGAUGGCCCGCUCCCUCUGGCUCUGGGUCCUUGUCGCCCCGGUGGGUAGUUCCUGGACGGGGGUAGCUCCAGGACUCCUGGCUGACACCCCCUACCUGGUUUGGCAAGCCCAGCCAGAGGGACGGGACGACUUCUCCUUCCUACUAAGGUCACGUGUUCUCUGCCUUGGCCAUUUGAGCCCCGGGACCUAGGUCUACCCACCGUCUUCCUGUUACCUCACUCGUGCCCAGGGCUCAACCUCUCCCGCGCCCACCCCACCAGGAAGUGCAUCGGGAGUUUUGCAUUGGGCCCAUGAACCUGACCCACAGCCUGAGUGAGAACCAGCUCCCAGCGGCCCCACUUCUGUCCUGCCUGACUAGGGGCAGGGGCUCCAGGGCCGGGUCGGAGAGGGUGUGUGAUUGCAGGGGUGGAGUGGCACGAUGCGGGUACCACCUGGGGGGCUGGACCAGGGCCCUCCAGGCCCCUCUGUGCUGUCUUGUCUAGCGGGGCGGGCAGGGCUGGGGGCUAAUUCUGCCUCCUCCCAGGAAACCCAGAGCCCUCAUCCGCUUAGGAGGACUGCGCCAAGCAGAUUACCUGCCCUCCCUGGUGGCCCAUCCAGAGCAGGUCCCAACCCUCCCGCCUGGGGAGCUCCGGGACUCUCAGGGUAGAAACAGUUGUAAUGGCCACAAGGCCUGACCAGACCUGCCUCCUAUCACCUCACUGCCCGCGCCUCGCUCAUUGAUCAGCCCCAGGGACCUCCUGGUGGUUCCUCCCCUUCACUGGGCCCAGUCCUGCCCCAGGGCGUUUGGACAUGCCAUUCCCUCUGCCUGGGUGGCUCUUCCCGCAGGUGUCCCCAUGGCUCGCUCUUUUACCUCCUCCAGUUCUCCGAUGUCCCCUCCAAGAGGCCCACGACCGCCCUGUUAAACUUCAGUCCUGCCCCACACUCGAUUGCCUCCUGUCUUGCUUUCCCUCAGCACUUAAAGCCAGCGGGCGCUU
Messenger RNA from Mustela erminea (ermine), 2069 nucleotides. It is a transcript of the gene MRPL54, whose product is annotated as mitochondrial ribosomal protein L54. Lineage: Eukaryota; Metazoa; Chordata; Mammalia; Carnivora; Mustelidae. The record is from RefSeq and is a predicted model, not a curated record. Gene Ontology annotation, cellular component: mitochondrial large ribosomal subunit. Gene Ontology annotation, molecular function: structural constituent of ribosome. The transcript is spliced from 4 exons. The coding region runs from base 272 to 688 and encodes 138 amino acids.